This is a messenger RNA of Colletotrichum godetiae, 1427 nucleotides long. Its product is annotated as isoprenylcysteine carboxyl methyltransferase. Lineage: Eukaryota; Fungi; Ascomycota; Sordariomycetes; Glomerellales; Glomerellaceae. Gene Ontology annotation, molecular function: protein C-terminal S-isoprenylcysteine carboxyl O-methyltransferase activity. Gene Ontology annotation, cellular component: endoplasmic reticulum; membrane. Bases 480 to 1247 code for a protein of 255 amino acids. The transcript is spliced from 2 exons. The record is from RefSeq and is a predicted model, not a curated record. Gene Ontology annotation, biological process: C-terminal protein methylation.
GAACAGAGUUACCAGCACUGCCAAGUUUUUUUUUCCCUUCCUUUUCCUUUCCCUUUUUUCCAGCUUUCACUCUUUUCGUCGCAAAGUAAACGUCUGUGUUGCAAAGGAAAAGCCGGAACUCACCUCUCGCAUUGGUUCUCGCAUGGAAAUGACGGCACGCCUGGUUAAAGGAAGCUAGAGCCAAUUGGACCUGCCUGCCCCGCCACACACGACACACACAGCACAGCGCGCUCCCGAGUCUCAACGUCGUUCCGUCUCGUUGAGGCUCUGUGGUUUUUUUUCUCUUGCAACGACGUAAACUCUCUGCCACACUUGCAUCUGCCCUUGCACCCCAUCCCGCAUCCCGCGGCCACCACCACCACCACCACCACCACGACGCUUUCUCCCUUUAGUGGGCUCCCGAGUGGCUCAAUCGACCUUGCCUGAAUUCUUGAAAAAAACAUCGGAUCAACGAAGUCUCUCGCAAAUCAGCCACAACCAUGUCGACCUUCCGUAGGGUCGACGCCCGCCCCCAGGACCCUCCAAUCCCAGGAAAAGAAUACUACCCAAACCAACCAAAAUCCCUCGCCGGCAUAGCCCUCCGCGCCUUCCUCCUAGGCACAACCUUCACCCUCGGCCUCUUAUCUCUAACCUCCAUCCUCCUCUUCACCUCAUCCACCCUCUGGCGCCUCCCCUUCUUCCUCUCCGCCCUCUCCCUCUUCCACUUCCUCGAAUUCUACACAACAGCAGCCUACAACACGCCCCAAGCAACAGUCCACGCCUACCUCCUAACAGCAAACUGGCCCGCCUACGCAAUCGCCCACGCAACAGCCUUUGCAGAAUGUCUCCUCACAACCCUCGUCUUCCCUACUAGCGUCUGGGCACCCUUUGGCCUCCGCACCCCGUUGCUGCUUACAGGUCUGCUGCUCGUCGACAUCGGCCAGACUGUCCGCUCCGCGGCCAUGGUCACGGCCGGCCAGAGCUUCAACCACACCGUCCAGCACUACCGCGCCGAGUCUCACACCCUCGUCACGGGCGGCGUGUACGCCUACUUUCGGCACCCUUCAUAUUUUGGCUUCUUCUGGUGGGCCAUUGGCACCCAGCUCGUCAUGGGGAAUGUGGUUUCCCUGGUGGCAUACGCCGUUGUGCUGUGGUACUUCUUCUCAAAGAGGAUACGCCACGAAGAGGAGCUGUUGGUGCGCUUCUUUGGGCAGGAUUACGAAGACUAUCGCAAGCGUGUUGGGACCAUGAUUCCCUUUUGCGGGUAGCAUGGAUUCGCCACUCUGUGAGGCUCCCAGCCUUUGUAGCACGCGACUAGAGAGCAAAGUUGCAGUUGAGCUAAAUGCCAACUAUCGUUUUUGUCUAAAACCCAAAGAUGGUAGUGUACAUAGAAAAUUACCAGGCCAACGCCAUGUUCCCUUUGACGUUGAUUUCGCCGAUUAUGAGCU